AUGUCAUAUACACCCGCGCCACAAUUACUAGCGAGUGCCGUGGUAUAUAUCCGAGACAGCGAGCGUAAGCCGAUAAAGUGCCGCGCCUUGUUAGAUACUUGUGCCACAGCAAAUUUUAUUUCGGAAUCUAUUCUGAAGCGGUUGAACAUUCCGGUAAGCAAAGGCGCGUUGUCAGUCGGCAUGAUCAAUGACGUAAAUACAGAGUCGAGAGGCAUGGUACGGAUCACUAUGCAAUCCACGCACGAUAAUUAUCGCAGGGAUCUUACGUGUCUGGUGAUUCCGGUUAUCGCCGAUUUAAUUCCCUCAGAAGUCUUUCCGAGAGAAACGAUCGAAUUACCAUCAAACGUUAGAUUGGCGGAUCCGAGUUUCCACCUACCACGCGCGGUGGAUUUGCUGAUUGGUUCAGGGCUCACCUUAUCUCUGUUCUCCGUCGGACAGAUCAACUUGUCGCGUGAAGAUCACGAUCUGUAUUUGCAGAAAACACGACUCGGAUGGGUUGUGGUAGGCGGUGUACCGUCGCAAGUUCCUGCAAAACCUACGUGUUGCAUGACGAAUCUCGAGAAUCAAUUAAACAAAUUCUGGGCAAUUGAAGAAGUCAGGGAAGGUAAGAUGAAAUCGGACGAGCAAAUCGAUUGCGAAGCGCACUUCGAAAGAACGGUGUCUCGCGAUGCCGUCGGGCGUUACAAGGUUCGCUUACCGUUUCGCAAAUCAAACACGCGACUAGGGGAAUCGCGUUCCAUCGCGCUGAAACGUCUAUUAUCGCUGGAGCGUAAACUCAAUUCAAACGCAGCGUUAAGAAACGAGUACGCGCGAGUGAUCGAGGAGUAUUUGACCCUCCAUCAUACGUCAGCAAUAGAGGAUCCUGAUGACGACGGUUACUAUCUGCCGCACCACGCGGUAAUCAAAGAAUCGAGUAACACGACUAAGGUUCGAGUGGUGUUCGACGCGUCGGCGAAGACGAGCAACGGAAUGUCGUUGAACGACGCGUUAAUGGUAGGACCUACAAUUCAAGACACGUUAUUCUCGCAUUUAAUUAGAUUCCGCACAUAUAAUUACGUCAUCACGGCAGACAUCGAAAAGAUGUAUCGCCAGGUGUCAUUGCACGAAGAGGAUCGCCGUUAUCAGAGAUUCCUCUGGCGCGUAGAUGGUAGAAUUAAAACGUUUCAGCUUAACACGCUUACAUUCGGUGUUUCGCCUUCUUCCUUCCUCGCGAUUCGAGUUUUACAGAAACUUGCGGAGGACGAACGUCAUGCGUAUCCUCGAGCGGCCGAGAUUCUUACCACACAUCUUUAUGUGGACGAUUUGUUAUCCGGCGCUGACACAAUCGCCGAGGCGCGUGCCAUCCGUGACGAAAUGAUCGCGUUGCUGAAGCGGGGUGGCUUCUCCAUAAGGCAAUGGGCAUCCAACGACGAGCGCGUUGUUAACGAUUUAGCCUCCAAUGCGUUGCACACUAAUCUCGUGUUAAACGUGGAUCGUUCCGUAAAGACGUUAGGUAUAACAUGGAAUACGCGAGACGAUCAAAUGCAUUACGCGGUCCGUCCGAUCGAAAUUACUCAAAGAUUGACAAAACGAAACAUAUUAUCAGAGAUUGCAAGGAUUUUUGAUCCAAUAGGAUUACUCGGUCCGAUUAUUCUAUACGCUAAAAGGCUGAUGCAAGACAUAUGGCGUUCCGGUUUACAAUGGGACGAGUCUGUCCCACAAGACAUAUAUACGGAGUGGAAGGAAUUUGUUCGACAAUUAGAAUCAAUAAAUCGCUUUACCUUUGAACGUAAAUUGCUAAUAAACGACUAUCACGACGUUCAAAUACACGGAUUCUGUGAUGCCAGUAGUGUCGGCUACGGUGCAUGCUUGUAUGUUCGAUCUAGCAGGGAAAAUGAGACUACGAUUGUCAGAUUGGCAUGCGCCAAAUCCAGAGUCGCGCCGUUAAAACCUAUUACUAUUCCGCGUUUAGAACUCUGUGGUGCAUUAAUAUUGGCGCAAUUAUAUCGGGAAGCAAGCGCUAUAUUUAACGUUACACCUAACCGAGUCAUUUUCUGGUGCGAUUCGACCAUCGUUUUGCAUUGGAUAAAAACGCCGCCUCAUCUCCUUAAGACAUUCAUAGCAAACCGAGUCACAGAAAUUCAGAACAUCACUGGUUCCAACGUAUGGCGACACGUACAGUCGGAAGACAAUCCGGCAGACGCGUUGUCAAGAGGUCAGUUGCCUCAUACUUUUUUGCGAAACAAAAUGUGGCUUACGGGACCCUCGUGGUUAGUCGAGAACGAGAAUGAGUGGCCCAAUGAGAUCAUGCAAACGGACGUCGAAAUAACAGAAUUAAAGAAAAACACCUGUUUGUUAGCGGCGACACACGAUAUCGGGAUUCUCACCAAAUACUCUUCCUAUUCUAAAUUGCGCAGAAUCAUAGCGUAUUGCCUCCGCUUUCGCCGUACCAUUAGGUCUACCGGCUCAUUAUCCGCAAGCGAGAUUAUUGAGGCUGAACAACGAAUAUUACGGAUCCUUCAAACGUCUCAAUUUGCCAAUGAAAUCAAGGAACUCAAACUUAGGGGUUCAACGAACAAGAGCAAAAUCACCAAUUUAAACCCGUUCUUGGAUGAUUAUGGAUUGAUUCGCGUGGGGGGGCGUCUCCAAAAAUCAAAUUUAACAUUUACGCAAAAACAUCCGAUCUUGCUUCCGAGCCGACAUCAUUUAACUGAUAGCAUCAUUCGCGAAGUUCACGAGACGCACUAUCACGCGGGCAUUCAGACCACCUUAUUCAUCCUACGUCAAAGAUUUUGGUUGAUGGACGGACGGAAUCAAGUGCGGAAAAUCGUGCGCACUUGUAUUCGUUGUUCACGUUUCAACGCUAACGCGAUCGAGUAUAAAAUGGGGAAUCUCCCACCAGCUCGCGUGUGUGAAGCGGUGCCAUUCGCUAACACCGGCAUUGACUUUUGCGGACCCUUCUAUAUUAAGGAAAGAAAACAUCGCAAUAGAAACCGCGUUAAGGUCUACGUAUGUGUAUUUGUAUGUAUGGCCAUAAAGGCAAUACAUCUCGAAAUCGUGAGCGACUUAACGACUGAAGGUUUUCUCGGUGCUCUGCGACGGUUUUCUGCGAGACGCGGUUUACCGGAGCGAAUUUAUUCCGAUAACGGAACAAAUUUCGUAGGCGCAAAUCAUCAAUUAAGGGAAUUGUAUGUUUUGUUCAAUUCUGAGGAGCACAAGGCCAAAACGAAUAGGUUUGCGUCCGAACGUCGAAUCACAUGGCAUUUCAUACCGCCAGCCGCACCGCACUUCGGCGGUUUGUGGGAAUCCUCGGUGAAACUUUUUAAGCAUCAUUUCAAGCGAGUAAUCGGGGAAUCCUUGUUCACGUUCGAGGAAUUAAACACAUUUGUAGUCGAAGUCGAAGGUGUCCUGAAUUCCCGACCUAUCACCUGCCUAUCAUCCGAUCCGAAUGACUUGCUCGCCUUAACUCCAGCCCAUUAUUUGAUCGGCAAACCACUAACGACUCUCCCUGAGGGCGACUUAUCCGCUGUUCCAGUCAACCGAUUGUCUACCUGGCAGCACAUCACUAAGGUUCGUCAAGAUUUUUGGGCACGCUGGAGCCUCGAGUACCUCAAUGAGCUCCAGGUGCGUCACAAAUGGACUAAGGACGGCCCGAAGCUCGACAUCGGGACCGUCGUGCUCAUAAAGGACAAAAACGUGCCGUGUGGACGGUGGACGUUGGGCAGAGUCUUACAACUACAUACGGGAGAGGAUGGUGUCACACGAGCGGUUACCAUGAAAACCGCAGCUGGAGAGACGAAGAGAACCGUCAACUAUCUCUGCCCCCUCCCGAUCGAUAAAUAG
Vollenhovia emeryi is the source of this 3822-nucleotide messenger RNA. RefSeq lists its product as uncharacterized. The record is from RefSeq and is a predicted model, not a curated record. Lineage: Eukaryota; Metazoa; Arthropoda; Insecta; Hymenoptera; Formicidae. Bases 1 to 3822 code for a protein of 1273 amino acids. Gene Ontology annotation, molecular function: nucleic acid binding. Gene Ontology annotation, biological process: DNA integration. The transcript has a single exon.